AUGUCGCUCCUGCCCCAACCCGACUCCUUUGGUGAUGACACCGACUACAGGCGAGACACGACCCUGUUUCCGAUUCCCGUCAUCGAACGCGCAAGCCAGCUCUAUGCCGCCGUCUCCAUGAAAAGAAAUCAACUCGAUGCUGUGUCCUCAGCUUUCAACAGUCGUGCCCAACGCCCCGUUCCUCUUGACAAGAUACUAGGCCAGCCGACCGACGACCGUAUCGCUUUCUUCCAACGUGCCUUUCCUGCUCAACUUGAACCCGAUUCUACCUUCGAUACGAUCCUCACGUGCAAAUUGGCUUCCGUGAUGUUCUCCGCAUCAGAACCAUCAAGCCCUCUGUCGAUGUUGUUCGAAGGAGUAAUCGCCGAUUCAUAUGCCGAUUAUCCGUACACUCCUGGUCGUACCCCGGAUUCGCCGUGUUGGGAGCGCUCGAGUGAGCCACGGAUCCGGACUAGCGAUAGGGAUCGCGCCAUGGAUGAGAGGAUGUAUCUUCACAGCCCAUGUCAAGAGGACGGGUCCAGCGUCAAGAUCUCGGCUGACCAGCAUGGCAAUGAUCACCACAACAGCUCUCAACUCUCGGACGCAUCCAGUGCAGGAUCAUCAACUGUUGACGAGACGCCCGGACCGGCUCACCAAGCAUUCAGCAAUACUUCGAGCUCGAACGAUUCUUGCAGCGCUUCAACCAUCGUGACCUACUCGUCUCCACCUCAAAUCGAAAAAUCGUCUCUGUUGCACUCACACUGCUCGUCGCCAACCUCGACGUUUGCUGACGGAUCAUCAUUGCCGCCUGUCCUUCCUGUGACACCCCGAAGCGCUAUCACCGACGUAGCAACAAUGUUGGACGAAACUUUAGCACAGGUGAUUGCGGAUCGAGCCAAACGUACGCCGAUCGAGCAAUGUGUCGAGCCCUCUGUGUCGUCGGCGACUCGAGCAGAGCGCCAAACUCGGGAAAGCGGGGUCGACGACCUGGAUCGAUUUCGAAUGCCUGGUGGUUGCGGCUCGCUGUGCGAUUCGCGAGCUAGCUUCGGCACUUUCGGACAAACCUCGGCGGCUGCUCCACAGGAGAUCGUUAGGCAUAGCCCGAUAGCUCUGGCGAUGACUAAGCGCGUGAUGAAGCAGAAGACCGAGAGGCCACCUGCAAGACCUCCACGUCCAGAGCACUGUCGUGGGACAUUGGAGGAUCUGAGCGCCAUCACGGUUCCCGUCUUCUUCGUUCAGAGGAGAAGCUCUCCGACGUUGAGGAGUAUAAGGAAGAGUCCGGAAGAGUACUUGAACAGGAAGCCGGGUAGGAUGGGCUCUGUGGCGGAUCGGUGCGUAGUCGCGCAAAAUGUCAAGAAGGAAAGCGGCGGUGUUGCAAAGUUUCAACUGGGUCCAGCGCCUCCGAAGUUGCCUAGGAAAGAUUCUGCGAGAGCAACACGUGGUGUGGCUUGGACGGAUUCCGUAGCAGCUGGACAAACGACAGUCGGAGUCACUCUAGCUGGAUCAGCUCGUUCAGAACUAACAGCUCCGGCGAGGGCUAGGAGGAUCAGCUCCGUCUCUGUGCAAACCUUUGUCUCGGCACGAUCACGCGCCGAAUGUCCCAUCGAAACGGCUGAAGCUGGGCAGUUGUUCGGGAAUGAUAGGACGAGAGAGAUUAAGGUUUGCUGGGUGCACGAGUCGGCGCAACAGCGAGAUGAUCCGAUCGAAGUGCUCAAUGUCGAACACCAUACGACAGGUGUAACAGAUCGACGCUCUUGUGCGCAUGCUAGUCACUGUUCCAAGCCGCUCAAUCAGUCAGCGGAGCCGCGACCUCCUUCAGCAGUGGUGUGGAAGAAGCCGUCACUGUUGCGCAAACUUUCGACUUCGUUGCGGAGGUCUCCUUCGAAGUCGACCGAUCCACAUGCUGGCGGGACGGACUACAGCCGAAUUGCAGGCGCGCAUCGCGGCGCGGUCGGGGAAGAUGAGUGGAAGAGCGCAGCUGUUCAUACCCAGGUGCCAAAUUCUGCUCCGCUCACACACCGGCCGACGACGAUCAGAGUCGUUGCGUCCACAGCGUCGCUUGCAACAGUCAAAUACUGGACAGCAACGUGCAAGGACCACGGUUUUCACAUGCGUUCCGCCGACAGUAGCAUCGCGUCGGCUCCAACACGUACUGUCACUGCCAGCUCCACUCCACCCUCGACGACGAUCACUCGGCUCCACACCCCGACCGUACAAGCCACGUCUCUGGCUCGAUCGUCGUCGCAUCAGCGGUCGUCUUCGUCGCCUUCACCAACCAUGCUCACGCUGAAACGCAAAACGAGCUUCUCCAGCACUCACACUAGCAGCCCCGUGAGAAAUACACGAGCGUCGUCGUCUGUGGGAUUGAUAAGGAAACCUUCGCGAACAACCAUCGUAGGAUCCGCAAAGCAAAGCGUCACACACUUGGAUGGCGUGGCUGCCAACAAGUCCACUUGCGGCGUGACAAGUGUGUCUAUUCGUCGAGUGGCGACCUGA
This is a messenger RNA of Mycosarcoma maydis (corn smut), 2475 nucleotides long. RefSeq lists its product as uncharacterized. The transcript has a single exon. The record is from RefSeq and is a predicted model, not a curated record. The coding region runs from base 1 to 2475 and encodes 824 amino acids. Lineage: Eukaryota; Fungi; Basidiomycota; Ustilaginomycetes; Ustilaginales.